Messenger RNA from Botrytis cinerea B05.10, 1679 nucleotides. RefSeq names its product Bcrib1 (gene Bcrib1). The record is from RefSeq and is a predicted model, not a curated record. The transcript has 2 exons. Gene Ontology annotation, biological process: riboflavin biosynthetic process. The coding region runs from base 181 to 1389 and encodes 402 amino acids. Gene Ontology annotation, molecular function: GTP cyclohydrolase II activity. NCBI's taxonomy places the organism in Eukaryota, Fungi, Ascomycota, Leotiomycetes, Helotiales, Sclerotiniaceae.
GGGGUAUCGGAACUUUUUAUAACUUAUCACUCACUUCGUCCAUUAAUCACACAAUUAAUCACUAUUCAGACUUCAUUAUACACCAAGAAUCAUAUUUACCGCAUUAAUAAUACCCUGAUUUUAUAACUCCUCUACUCUUGACGAGAAUACCUGUCUUUCAAAUUAGAUUUCACAUCCAAAAUGCCGGACCUCAACGCGACAUCAUCUACUCGUCCUCAAGAAUGGAGCAAUACCCCUCAUGAAUCGUCAGAUGAAGUCCCCUCGCUCCCACCCUUCUAUUCACCUCGCCCAAUACCAGUCUCGCGCGCAAUCUCUGAACUUGAUUUGAAUCAACUCGACGUAUCUAGUCUCUCACUCACUCAUCCUGAUCGCUCUCAACUAGAUCAUCCUGAUGACACAUUCUCGCAGCGUUCCGAUCACAAUGAAUCGUUACCCGAUCUCGUCUCCCCAGCCUUCACACCCCCUUCCACACCCGGCACAUCCACACCUUCAUCUCUUGCACAUCGUCCUGCGAGAUCAGUGCCUGUAGACUCGAGUACACCAGCUGGAGGAUGUGGUUCGAAGAGGCCAAAACUAUUAGAGAAACUACCAGAAGUUAAUUGUGUAGUUCGCGCACGAAUUCCUACAACUACUGGAACAGAAAUGUUUCUACAUCUAUAUCAAAACGACGAGGAUAAUAAAGAGCAUUUAGCCAUAGUGUUCGGAAACAAAAUACGAAGUCAAAGUUUGGAUGCUGUGCGAGAAGGAGAAACGGAAAUGGAUAGGCUGAUACGUGGAGCAUACACGGGAAGAUUAUUUCCAGGUCGCACUACAAGUAGCAUGCCUCCUUCGGCGACGGAUCGAGAAAAGCAAGAACAGAAGGCCGAGGCACCACUGGUUAGAAUUCAUUCGGAAUGUUAUACGGGAGAGACUGUGUGGUCUGCAAGAUGCGAUUGCGGUGAGCAAUUGGAUGAAGCUGCAAGAUUAAUGUCUUUACCAGAUGCGUCAGGGCGAGCCGCGGGUGGGAUUAUAAUCUAUUUGCGACAAGAGGGAAGAGGUAUUGGCUUGGGAGAGAAACUGAAGGCGUACAAUUUACAGGACUUGGGAUCUGAUACUGUGGAAGCAAAUUUACUUUUGAGACAUCCGGCAGAUGCUAGAAGUUAUGGAUUGGCAACUGCUAUGUUGAAAGAUUUAGGAGUUGAGGAAAUCAAACUUUUGACGAACAAUCCGGAUAAGAUACGAGCAGUGGAAGGGCCAAAUAGAGAAGUGGUGGUAAAGGAGAGAGUCGCCAUGGUUCCUUUGGCUUGGAGUGGAAAGACCGGUGGAAUUCGCAGUCAAGAGGUAGGUGGGUAUCUAAAAACUAAGAUUGAGAAGAUGGGACACAUGCUUCAAAUGAACGAAGCAUCAUGAUAAAUGAAUCUUGAAACAUCAAUACCAUCUUCCAAGGAAAUUUGGAAACCAUAGAUCUUGAGCAGCACGAGAUUCUGAUUUGCAAUGGGCUUUGGGCUACGCAUUGAGCCGAUAUCACGGCGGUGGAAAUUGGCGUUUAUUAGUAAUCAUCUUGGGAUACAUCAUACAUGGAACGCAUCAUGCACUGAAAAGUUUGAAUCAUUUUAUUUUUGUCACAACUUAUGUAUUUACCUCUUCCAACGACUGGAUAUGAAGACAUUGGAUCAAAUAUAGAAAGGAUUUUAACUUCA